AUGUCCGAUCUUUUCUAUAUCCUCGGCUAUAACUGGUCGAAUAUUCGCUUUAUUUUGAGUUACGGCUAUGAGAUUGGUGGUGAGUGAAGAAUAUUGAUAUAAAAUUGAUGAUAUUAUCAAAUUCCGUGAUGAAGGUUGAUGCUAUAAGAAAAUUGGGUUAUUUUGAAGUACGAUGCUCCAAAUGACGCAGAAAGUUUUUUGGCUUUUUUCCAAGGUUUUUGAAUUUUUUGCUUCAUGCAUCCCGUUCGGCACUCUGUCACAAUUUUAUCUUCUUCCGAUAUUUCCCUUCGAUGCGCGGAGCCUGUCUCUGCCUAUGCGCCUUUAAUAUGACGGAAUUAUUAAACCAAAUGACAAGCUCAGAACACCGGAGUGAUCCCUUUAGAAGCAAUUUUAGGGCUUUUCCCCUCUAGGGAACACUGUAGAUUGUAAAAGUGGCCUCUAUAGGGGACAUGCUAGUCGAUAGUUUUCAUGACGAAGCCUUUCCAUGCGAAAAACUAAAAACAACAACCCUUUUUUUGGAUAAAAUUGAGAGACCCCUAAGGGGACCACUUAAGCUUUAGGGGGUAAGGGGGGGUCAAAAUCUAAACCCUUACUUUUUCGGCCUCAACCCCUAUAAGGACCACUUUUUCGGCCUUAACCUCUGUAGGGACCACCAAAACCCCGUGAAGAAUGGCUCGAAAAUGGCCUCCUCUAGAGACCCCUACAGGGACCACUUUUUCAAGCUUUAGGGGUCCCUAUAGGGGUUAUUAAAGUGGUUCCUAUAGGCACCACUCAAGCUUCAGUGCACACCCUAAACCCCUAUAGGGACCACUCUAAAAUUCUUAAGUUUGGACCAAAACCCCGUGAAGAAUGGCUCGAAAAUGACCCCUUUCGAGACCCCUACAGAGACCACCUUUUCAAGCUUUAGGGGUCCCUAUAGGGGUUGGUUAAGUGGUUCCUAUAGGCACCACAAGCUUUAGAGGCCAGGUCCUAAACACCUAUAGCGACCACCUUGAUUAUACCCCUAUAGGGACCACUCUGAAAUCCCCAAAUAUGGACAUAAACCCCCUGAAGAAUGCCUCGAAAAUGACCCCUCUUGGGACCCCUACAGGGACCACUUUUUCAAGCGUUAGGGGUCCCUAGAGCGGUCACUCAAGCUUCAGUGCACACCCUAAACACCUUGAUUAUACCCCUAUAGGGACCACUCUAAAAUUUUUAAGUUUGGACCAAAACCCCGUGAAGAAUGCCUCUAGAGACCCCUACAGGGACCACUUUUUCCAGCGUAGGGGUAAUUAAAGUGGUUCCUAUAGGCGCCACAAGCUUUAGUGGCCAGGUCCUAAACAAAUAUAUUGAUUAUACCCCUAUAUGGACCACUUUAUCGGUCCCUAUAGGGGUUUUUUUGAGAGUUUUGAGGCACUGGAAAAAUAUUUAUUUAAUAUAAUUUAGUCACAACUCGAGGCGAUUGUUCUGGAAGAGUGAUUGCGUGGGUCAAUAUCAUUGCGGCCCAGUUAGUUGGUGAGUUUUUACCAUUUUUUGAAUAUUAUAAAAAUUCAAAAAGACCGAUUCUAUUUUUCGAAGCAUACUUGGUCUACUUGAACUCGAGAGGUCUUUGAUUUUCUCGAAAUCGCGUGAGAUUUAUUAUCGAAGCAAUUUUUUCAAGGUAAAUCUACUUAUGAGUUAGAAUCUCAUGUUGAAAAAGGAAACGUUUCGAAACUUGGAUUUGAAAAAAGUUGAGCUUAAAAUGGGUCUCAAAGGGAUGAUUACUGUAAGCGAAAGGUACAGUAACCCAGAGACCGUUUUUUUACAACUUUCGUAACAAUUUUAUAGUUUGAAAUUGAGAAAACAGUAGUUCUUCAGUGUUUAAAAAGCUGAAAAGGGGGAUAUUAAAAGGUACGGUAGAGUACAGUAUCCUCUUUACAGUAAUCCAUUUUAUCAAACUUAACUUUUAACGAUCGUCUGAAUGAACAAAUUUUGAAAGCGACAACUAAAGUUUUACCUAGAAUCCCUCGCUUUAAAUACUGUAAGCCACUUACCGUACCCCAUGAUUACUGUAGAAAUCAAUUUUCCAGGUGAAAUGACCCUCAUAACGGCCGUAGAUCGAGUCAUUGCCACUUGCCGACCAUUUUGGCACUACGCCAGAACUCCCCGCUAUUCAGUCCUACUGUGCUUAGGUACUGUAGCUUACUGUAAUUUUCUCAAUAUUAUGAAAUCUACAGUACCCCUGGUACUGUGCACCUGUACGGCGAUCGUCAACUACAUCCUGGUCCAAACCAGCGACGCCAAAGACCAGGAAGUCACCGUCAUGUGCUUCUCCUUCAGUGAGUUUUCGGGUCUUGAGAAGAAAUCUCAGGGCUAUGCGCCUUUAAAUAAGGUCCCACGUAUCUGAUAUCAUGCCAGAGGAGGGUAAUUGGCGCGGGAAUCGAGUUGGGAUGAUUAAAUUUUGCGAUUUGAGUGCUUGGAUUGUACUCAAAACGGAUCUUUGGGCUCACAGGGGAAGUUUGGAAAGAUUUCAGAGUCUUAGUAAAUUUUUUAUUUGCUAGAAAGUACUUGUAAAAUAUUCUAGAACAUCUGUUUCAUCAGAUAAACUUCAAAUUAACCUUAAUAAAUGAAAAAAAAAUUUUCAAGGUAGGUUUUUUGGGCCACUUUCAGCGUUAGAAGCAAAACUUAGGGGAUUUAAAGUGGUCCCUUUAGGGGUUAGGAGGAAAAAACAUCCCUUAUAGGAGCCGAAAAAAAGCGGUCCCUAUAGGGUUGUAAACAAGGUGGUCCCUAGAGGGGAUGAGGUUCUGGCCCCUUUGCCCCUAAGUGGCCCCUAUAGGGGUUGGUAAAGUGCUCCAAGGGCCCCUCAGGCCCCUGUAGGGACCACUCUGCAGUCCCUAAAGCCCUAAUAUUUUUCCUUCUUGAAUUUUUUUUUUAGAAUUUUGAACAUUUUGAGUUAUUUUAUCAAUAGAGCGCAAUUGAAAUCGAAUAAGAGCCUUUAUUUUCGAAAAAUGAACCUCUAGGCAUUUUUUUCAGCAUAUCCUCUAUAGGAAAAAGCUUCAAUUUAACCUGAAAAAAAUAUUUUCAAAAAUUACAUCGAAUCAGUUUUCUGAGCCUUUAGAAGCGUCAAAAAUUUGGAUUUUUUUUCAAGUUUUUCCCAACAGUCGCCUUUUUUUGGAUAACUCAAGUUUUUUUCAGGUAAAUAUGGCCUUUACCUUUGAAAAAUCGGUGAAAAAUAUAUAAAAAUAUAUUGAUUUUUCAGUGGCCACCUACCCGGGAAUCCGAACGGUUUUCAAUUUCCACAAAUGGGCCUGUAUCGCCAUCGCCGCCUUGUUAUACGCUACAAUCGCUUUAUAUCUUCACUUGGUAAAUUUCAUUUCUGAUAUCGUGAUUUUUUUUUUUUUAUGUUCAUUUUUGGGGUCCAAAAACUCAUUGACUUCCUAAAAUCCUAGUUUUAACUAUUUCUCUUCACCUUUCAUGGGGAGGUGGAUUCGCACGAAUUUUUUUACUAUUUUAAGGGCUUCAGAAUUUUUUUAAACUUAUUAUUUAUAUUAAUUUACCCUUACUCAGUGUCAAUUGAAGACGAGAACACAGAGGAAUCUGGUCAGCGACGCGGAAAAAAACGGCGUUUCAACAAGGCCAAUAAAAAUUAUGGGUUCGUUUCGAUUUUUUUGAAGAAUCCUACCAUUAAAAAGUGAUUUUUUUAUGUUAGGAACCGAUAGAAAAAAACUGGUAAAAGUGGUUUUUUUGGAAUUUAUUAAAGUAUUCAUAGAAAUCGACUUUUUUUCAUAAUGAAGCAGGAACUUCUGCAAAACUUUUUAUUUGCAGUCAAAAAGCCGUAAAUUUGUUUUUUUGAUAGCCGAUUUGCAAUUACUUCCUGUUUGGAUAAAGUAGCCCGAAAAUUGUGUUUUUAAUUAACCUGGGUAACUUUUUUUUGUCAAGGUAGUUCUAUUAAAAAUUGACGAAUCUUUACUGAAAAAGGUGCCGAAAUCACUGGUAUACUUCUUGAAGUGAAAAAACAGCCACGAAAACGGAUUUUUGUACCUUUAUCAAUGGAGCGCAGAAGUCUUGAAUAUCGAGACUAUUUUUUCACAGCUAAGUUAAGACCGUCUGGGUCAUUUUUAACCUGAAAAGGUCAAAUUUUUCGAAGCAAAUCAUUUUUUUCAACAAUAAUCUUCUUAUUUUUAUCGAUGGAGCGCAGAAGCCUUGAAUACCGAGGCCAUUUUUUUCACAGCUAAUUUAAGACUGUCCGGGUCAUUUUUUGAGCUUCAUAAGUUGAUUUUUGCGUAGAAAAACUAUCAAAUGAUCAAUAAGAUUUUAUUUAUCAUUGGAGCACAGAUGUCUUGAAUAUCGAGGCUAUUUUUUCACAGCUGUUUUGAGAGUGUCUGGGUCAUUUUCAUAAGUUGAUUUUUUUUUCAUGUUGAAUUUUUUUGAGCCCCAUUAUACUUUUGAUUUCAAAAAAAAAAAAUAAUCAGCUUAUUUAUAGCCUUUUUAUCAAUGGAGCGCAAAAGCCACGAAUAUCGAGGCUAUUUUUUCACAACUAGUUUUGGCCUGUCUGUCUCAUUUUUAAGCGUCAAAAGUCGAAUUUUUCGAAGAAAAUCAUCCAUAAUCUUAUUUUAUCAAUAGAGCGCAGAAGACUUAAUUAUUGAGGCUAUUUUUGCACAACCAGUUUGGAUCUUCCUCUGUCAUUUUAUAAACGUCAAGAGUUAAUUUUUUUGAAGAAGGUCAGUAGAUUAUCGAUAGAGCGCAUUAGUUCAAGCUUUCGAGGCUAUUUCAUCUUUUAAUUUUUUUUCUUCUGAACUAAAUUUAUAUUGAUUAUUAUUAAAUAAACCUUCAGGUUAGACACUUGUCCACGUAAAACGCUAGUCAAAGAAUAAUUCAUCAUUUCUUUUCCAGGCCUGACAACUCUGAAUUCUUUGCUCUUCCUUCUGGUGCCAGACGUCGUCAGCAACUACACGGGCUAUGGAAAUAUCCCAGUUUUCCUCAUCACCACCUCAAUUAUGCUCAAUAAAGUGACAAAUCCCUUGAUUUUAUUAGGAAAUAAUUAUUACUUUAGAUCACCUUCAAUUUCGUUCUAUUCAUGGCCUACCACAAAGAACUGAGGCGGAUCUACGUCGCCAUAUUCUACCGUAAGAUGACACCUCUUGUUGGCAGCCAUAGUUCGUAACAUGCUAACUUUUUCUUGCUAACUGAAUGAUUCUCUAUUUUUAGCGCUUUUUGUGACUUUCUUUUGUAGUUUUUUCGGUUUUGGAAUGCGAAUGGAUAGUUUUUACCCUUAUCAAAAAAAUUUUCAAAAGACUUUCUCAUGUUUUCCAUUAGUUUUUGACCGCUCCAAGGUUAAUUUUACAGUGAAAAUGACCCAAAAAAGUUCAAGUUCCAAAAAAAGACAGUGGAAAAAAUAAUGCUUCUUAAUUGGUUUUGAAAAGCCUUUCCUUGUAGAUCUCUGGUUUUUGAAUGGAAAUAAUUAUUUUUCCAAGUAAGAAGGCUAGAAUAAUUACCGUAAGAGGUUGCUCCAUCGUUAUUGUCGCAGAUAAAAAAAAAUACCAAAUUCAAAAAAAGUCACCAAAAAAAAUUUAUGCAUUUAUAUAUCAUUUUCAAGUGAUUAAAAAAACAUUUCCUUGAGUUUUUUUCCAAGAAGUUCUUUAUAUUUUGGAAUAAGAAAGCUUUUGAUGAAAUUUGCGAGAAGAAAAAGUUGUGAAAAGUGCGCUCUAUUGCUAACUUUAAACGAUCGAUUUAGGUUUAUUAUUUUUUUAUUUUUUUUCAUUUAAUACUUUCAGUCAGUUUUUUUUAAGAAGUGGAAUGUUUUUAGGUUUAUUUUAUAGAUUUAUAUCAUGCCUGGGUAAAAAUAUUCACAACAAUAUUUGAAAGUUUCAACUUUUAAUCGUAUUUUUUUUUCCAGUUUUCACCGCCUCACGAUCACACACGGACCGGGUCAUCACGCUCUAA
Caenorhabditis auriculariae is the source of this 5901-nucleotide messenger RNA. Lineage: Eukaryota; Metazoa; Nematoda; Chromadorea; Rhabditida; Rhabditidae. The record is from the annotation of a GenBank genome assembly.